Molecule: messenger RNA, 530 nt
Organism: Drosophila guanche
Lineage: Eukaryota; Metazoa; Arthropoda; Insecta; Diptera; Drosophilidae
Exons: 1
Coding region: 42-431 (129 amino acids)
Source: RefSeq, a predicted model, not a curated record
GAAUUCGCAAUCAGUUGCAAAGUGGAACCCGAUUCGCCCAGAUGGCAGCCACAGUCACUCAGAGUCCCAUCCGUCACAGUGCCAGCCAUGGCUACGGCCAGGAGCCGCUCUUCGUUAGCCGGGCAACCAUUCAGCUGCAGUUGAGGUCCCCUGCUGCCCCGCCGCGUAUCUACGAGUGGCAUACACAGGUCGUAACGCCACCCACGCCCACGGCCAGCCCCAGGCCCACCCCAGAGGCGGCGGAAACGGCAGCGAAAUGCAUUAAGCAGGCGGGGAGUGCGGCUACAGCGGCCACGCCCAAACGAUAUACGCCCCCGCGGAUAAUGGGAACCGAAGCGAAGCCAAAGAAUCUUCCACAGACCCUGGGCAACUUCUUCGAGGUCGAGCGAUACGAGAGUGGCUGGAAUCGCGUGACAAAGAGAGACUUCUAGAAGAGAGAGCCAGAAGAUGCAAAGACGGAGGAGGAGCAGGCGGCCUAAUCGAUUAACUUAACCCAUUAAGUGCCAGGAGAAGGAGCUACAGUAAACACA